Messenger RNA from Paramecium primaurelia, 528 nucleotides. NCBI's taxonomy places the organism in Eukaryota, Ciliophora, Oligohymenophorea, Peniculida, Parameciidae. The record is from the annotation of a GenBank genome assembly.
AUGAAAAAAAUCUUCAUUGUUUAACAUUAAUUACUUGUAGCAAUGGUUAUUCUAGAUUCUUAAUUAACAUAAAAUUAAAGACUUUUGUGUUAGGAAUGUAUUGAAAAUUUUGAAUCUGACUAAAAAGAUAAGACAAUUGGAUUUAAAAAGUUAUUUAGAAGAUUGAAAAAAAUAAAUAGAAAGAGUUAAAUAACAUAGAAAAUCUAAUUGUAACCAAUAUUAUAUUAGUUAAAUCAUUAUAAAUUCAAAUCAAUAAUUUAAAAUCUAAGGUUCUUUAAUAAUUAGAUCAAUUACUUAAUAAUACCAAAGAUUGGAUAUUAAAUUUAAAAUAAACAGGAUCUAAAUAUUCAGAGUAUAGUUUCUUCAAAGAAUUAGAUUUAAUAAUCGAUUAAUAAAAUAAUAAAGAUGAUUAAAUUAAUUGUUAACAUCAAAUUAAAAUAUUUAAUGAAAGUUAGAUUACAAAAAUCAAUUAUAAAUUAGAGUGAUUCAAAUCAUUUCAAUAAUAUCAAUAAUUAUGGAAUAUAUUGA